This is a messenger RNA of Labrus bergylta (ballan wrasse), 1531 nucleotides long. The record is from RefSeq and is a predicted model, not a curated record. NCBI's taxonomy places the organism in Eukaryota, Metazoa, Chordata, Actinopteri, Labriformes, Labridae.
UUAAAGUCCGAUCACAGUGGACCAGAAUAUCUGUUGGGUCUUAUGGUUGGCACCCUCUCUGCUACUUUCACACCUGGACGUUAGCCUAAUAAUGUGUAGCCUUUAUUAAGAAAGUAAUGAGGUGUCUGUCAUUUUUAGCUUUCAUCUGUUUGUUUGGAGUCUUUGACAAGGCCAGUCUAAGAGUGAUACUUACACAGAGGAAUGUGAAGGCCCAACCAGGAGAAGAGUCUUCUUUCAGGUGUCAGCUCAUGUCACCAAGAGAUGUUAUUCAAGUCACCUGGCAGAAAUAUUUACAGGAUAGGACGAAGAUCAUUGCCACUGAUAAGAAGUACUCUGGUCAAAGAGUGGAGCCUGAAUUCAGCAGCAGAGUGGUGUUUAAAGACACUGGACUGCAGAACAGCUCCAUCGUGAUCAGGGAGGUGACGGAGCAGGAUGAAGGCUGCUAUUGUUGUUUGUUUGACACCUACCCUGAUGGAGCUCUCGAUGCUACAACCUGCCUCAAACUCUACGAGCUGCAUGAACCCGUCCUACAUGUGAGAGAAUCAAACUCUUCUGAAGAGGUCGUUGUUUCCUGCUCGGCUACGGGUCGACCCGCCCCCACUGUGACAAUAACGCUCCCUCACCAAGACUUGAACUUCCACAACACUUCUGUCUCAGUCAGGAACAACAACAGUACAGUCACCGUCACUGAGACAGCUGUGCUCUCUCGUCGUCAUGACAACAGCACACAGGUCGGGUGCACAGUAGGGGGCUCCUAUGGCGUUCACAAAGAGGUGUUUAAGAUGAUCCCUGAGGUCAAAAAGUCGCUCCCUGAUGAAAAGUCAGGAGUUAAUAGCAGGAGUCGCAGUACAACUUUAAUCAUUAUAUUAUCAGCUUUAACAAUCUGUGGUAUCAUCACUGCAGUCGUCUUCCUCCGGCGUAGACACAAACCUCAGAACAGUCUGUCACACGAGGUCCAUAUGAAUGAGAAACCAGGAACUACAGAUGAAGACCCUCAGAAGACCCAAGAGUCUCCACAGGAGAACGUACAGGUCCGACUUCGAUCAACUCCUGUGAAGACUGAAGAGAGAACAAACACAAAUCCAACAUCAGUUUCAUCCAGGAGACUGUUUGAGUGAUUGAUCAGAUGAACUCAGUUUUCUGAGUAACUGUGAAAAGCUGUGAUUCACAAAUUGAUGGAAGAGCCGUGUUUUAUUUACUUCUGAUUUUUUAAGCUUUGAUAAGAAAAGUCUUUUAAAAAACAUUUUGAUACCCUUCUCUGUUUACAUGAAUUUUAAAUCUGUUUUAUUUUUUAAAAUGUCAUUUUUAAAUCUGACAUCUGCCUUUGUAUGACUAAUAAUGUACAUAAUGUCUUUGUGAGAGAUUUUUGCAUCUCUUUGAAUUGAAUUUUGACUUUUUUUGUUAAAUUAUGACAAGGGGAAUAAUGAUGUGACUGAAAACAUUGUGAAGUAUUAUUUCUUUAGUCAUAAAUGAAUUUGUUAUUAAAAAAAGCAGCACAGACUGCACACCAGAAGCUGCUGUGUUUAAUUCA